GGCAGCGAGUGAGAGGAGGGAGCCAGGGAGUUUGAGUCACCAAAUCAGUGAUGUACCAGCGGGGCUCAGGCCACCACAAGGAGAGAGAGCGGACACAGCUGAGCUUCCUGGUCACUUCAGAGGCAAACUUUAGCCAGUUUUAGUCCACCACACAGCUCAGAGGGCACCUGUUGAGACCGGACAACAGCUUUUUUUUUCUUCUCUUGACAGAACAGCUAUGGCCUCCAAGCUGCUGGGCUGCGUGUCUGACUUCUUCACCUACGAGACCACCAAGUCUGUGGUGGUGAAGAGCUGGUCUGUGGGCAUCAUCAACCGGAUCGUGCAGCUGCUCAUCAUCGCCUACUUUGUCGGGUGGGUCUUCAUCCACGAAAAGGCCUACCAGAUGACCGACACAGGCAUUGAGUCCUCUGUUAUGACUAAAGUCAAAGGCUUCGGUUACCAUAACAACCGGGUGAUGGAUGUGGCCGACUACGUCUCCCCUUCACAGGGUGCAUCUGUGUUCUGCAUCAUGACCAAACUCAUCAUCACAGAGAAUCAGUUCCAGGGAAAAUGUGCAGAGACUGUACCCAUGUUCAAAUGUGAUACAAAUGAAUUCUGUGAGAAACAUUUGAAUGCCUACCUUGGCAAUGGCAGAAUAACAGGUGUUUGCCUUAAAGCCUCAAAUGAAUCCCAGGGUAGCUGUGAGAUUGAGGGCUGGUGUCCAGCUGAGAAUGACUCGGUCCAGAACAAACCCAUGCUGGAUGUGCAAAACUUCACAAUCUUCAUUAAGAACAGCAUCCGCUUCCCACUCUUCAAUGUCACCAGAGGAAACUUCCCUUCCAAUCUGACUGCAAAAGAUAUCAAGAAAUGCAUAUACCACCCAGUGAAAACUCCCUACUGCCCCAUCUUUCGGGUGGGGGAUGUGUUGAAAUACAUCGGGCAUGAUGUGGAAGCCCUUGCUGACAAGGGUGGAGAAAUAGGAAUAAACAUUGAGUGGAAAUGUAACCUGGACCUAAACAUUAAAUUAUGUGAGCCCAGGUACUCUUUCACUCGACUGGACGCACCAUUUAUGAAGAAUGCCGUCUCCAAAGGCUACAACUUCAGGUUUGCCAAAUAUUUUAAGACAGAGAAUGGGACUGAAUUUCGAACGCUCCAUAAAGCAUAUGCCAUCCGCUUCGAUAUUAUGGUUACUGGCAUUGCAGGGAAAUUUAACACGAUUCCUACUUUGAUCAACCUGGUGGCAGCCUUCACUUCUGUUGGACUGGGCACAGUUCUCUGUGACAUUAUCCUACUGAACUUCCUGCAAGGGGCAGAGCAGUACAAAGCCAAGAAAUUUGAAGAGGUUUCAGGAGCUCAGAUAGAAGCAUCCCUCUCUCAAAGCCAAUGCAGCCAGCUGUCCAUCAAACCAGACAUGAAGAGCUCAUAUGACUCUGGAGCUGUCUCACUUACUGACCAGGCUUUCUGAUAGGGACAGUGAGGCAAUGAGCAAACAGGUGUUGUAGAUUAAAAAGUUUUUUAUUUCUGCAAAAGAUGCAAAACCACCAUAAACCAACAAGUCAACAAAAUAUAACUUUACUCAGUAUAGUGUAACAACAAUUAAACAAGAUGUUAACUGAACAAACUGACCUAACACAUUGACGCACAAGAGAACAUACUGUACAUAGUGGCUUGGCCAAACCAAAUAACACACAAGGGGUAACCAACACAUGGUUUGGCUCAGUGAACUGGCUUCAGUAUUUAGUCCCCAGCCUUCAGUCAUGCCUUUUGCCAGGAAGGGACGUCCCCCAAGGAGAAAAUGAUUUAUAUAAGAGAAAAUUGCCUGUGUAACCCCACAAUGUUAAAAUGUGUGCAUUUCAUAUAAAACAAUGUAAGGUUAAAAGGAAAUAAACAGGUU
This is a messenger RNA of Myripristis murdjan (pinecone soldierfish), 1873 nucleotides long. It is a transcript of the gene p2rx3a, whose product is annotated as purinergic receptor P2X, ligand-gated ion channel, 3a. The transcript is spliced from 12 exons. Gene Ontology annotation, biological process: calcium ion transmembrane transport; response to ATP. Bases 218 to 1444 code for a protein of 408 amino acids. Gene Ontology annotation, molecular function: purinergic nucleotide receptor activity; extracellularly ATP-gated monoatomic cation channel activity; ATP binding. Gene Ontology annotation, cellular component: plasma membrane. Lineage: Eukaryota; Metazoa; Chordata; Actinopteri; Holocentriformes; Holocentridae. The record is from RefSeq and is a predicted model, not a curated record.